AUGCCAGGGCAGGGUAAGCUGUUACUCGUGCAGCAGGCUCCCCCUCCCCGCGGGGCCGAUGAGCCCGCUGGAGCGGCAGAGACCCGUCGAGUUCGGCACCCCGGGGGUUGCCACUCGACCCGCGACCGCCUCAGGGAGACCGGCUCCGGACCUUUUCCCCCGGGAUCGACUCCCGAAGCCUUUCCCCGUGGGCGGGCCCAGCCGCAAGGCAGCGGGGGUCUGAGACCAGAGUUCUCCCCCUGGGUGGCAGUGUUAGCAGACCAAAGCCGGGAGCUGCAGCGGGACGAUGGCGGUGACCUCGGCGGCCGACAGCCCCACCGUCCUGCAGAUGGCCAAGUGGAGUCACGGGUAGACAGGACGGUGAAGGAGGCGUUCGACACGCUGGCCUUCAUCAGUCAGGACACUGAGUACGGGAGUCGGGAGGUCAUGUCCCAGUCGUACGAGACGUCGUUCCUCAACUCGGGCCUCACGGUGGGGCGAUUCAACCCGGUGCUCUGCCCUCAGGCCUCCCGGCUGAUCCUGGAUUUUGAUGAACACGUCAUCACAAAUAAGUUCAAAUUUGGCGUCAUCUACCAGAAAGCGGGACAUGUGACUGAGGAGGAUAUAUUCGGGAACAAUGAGGAAGGUGCUGAGUUCCAGGAAUUCCUUCACCUUCUGGGCGAUCGGAUCCAACUUCAGAAUUUUAUGGGGUUUCGAGGAGGUUUGGACACCAUCUUCGGACAGACCGGGUCAGAGUCAAUUUAUACGCAAUACCAGGGCAAUGAGAUCAUGUUCCACGUGUGCACGAUGUUGCCCUUCACCGAGGGUGACCCCCAGCAGCUGCAGAGGAAACGACACAUCGGAAACGACAUCGUGGCUUUAAUAUUCCAGGACGAGGAGGCUGUCUUCAGCCCAGAGAUGGUGAUGUCCAACUUCCUCCAUGCCUACGUCGUGGUGCGAGCAGAGAGAUCAGGCACAGGAGAGAGAGUCUACAGGGUCUCGGUCACGGCCCGCGACGGCGUACCCUGGUUCGGACCCGCGCUCCCUAAUCCUGCCGUCUUCCCCGAGGGACCGGAGUUCCGCGAGUUCCUGUUGGCGAAACUGAUCAAUGCGGAGUACAGCAGUUACCGAUCGGAGAGGUUCUCAGCGCUGGAGGAGCGGACGAGGGGCACGGUACUGGGGAACCUGUGCCGGGAGCUGGACGAGAGGACGCGGGCCAUGAUGGGGUCCGAGCACGGGCUGGAGGAGAGGGCCGACGGCGCCGAGCGCGGCUUCCUCGAGAACUUCAAGAGAGCGAUUCGCGGACGAAGUCACUCGUUCGAAACAGUCGGGGUGCAAUCGCGCCGGAACACGGGGGGCGACGGCAGUCCCGGCCAGGGGGCGAAGCCCACCGAGCCGUCGGGACACGGAACAGGGAUCCCGGAAUCCAGGCCCGGAGGCCAGCGGCCCGCUUGA
Molecule: messenger RNA, 1434 nt
Organism: Mobula hypostoma (lesser devil ray)
Lineage: Eukaryota; Metazoa; Chordata; Chondrichthyes; Myliobatiformes; Myliobatidae
Product: rap1 GTPase-activating protein 1-like
Exons: 13
Coding region: 1-1434 (477 amino acids)
Biological process (GO): activation of GTPase activity; regulation of small GTPase mediated signal transduction
Cellular component (GO): cytoplasm
Molecular function (GO): GTPase activator activity
Source: RefSeq, a predicted model, not a curated record